Messenger RNA from Anolis carolinensis (green anole), 2294 nucleotides. RefSeq names its product copine 2 (gene cpne2). Gene Ontology annotation, biological process: cellular response to calcium ion. NCBI's taxonomy places the organism in Eukaryota, Metazoa, Chordata, Lepidosauria, Squamata, Anolidae. Gene Ontology annotation, cellular component: plasma membrane. Bases 166 to 1800 code for a protein of 544 amino acids. The transcript has 16 exons. The record is from RefSeq and is a predicted model, not a curated record. Gene Ontology annotation, molecular function: calcium-dependent phospholipid binding.
AGAGCGGGGGCCCCGCUGCCGCCGCCGCCGCCAUGGUCUCCCUGGGAGCAGAGCCGCGCUGAGCGGGAGCGCGCCCUCGCCUCGCCGGGAGGGACACGGAGGCCGCCGAGGAAGAGGAGCCGCGCAGGACCCGCCGAUUGCCAGGAGCUGCUGCUGCCGGAGCCAAUGGCCUACACCACCGGCUCUCCGCCUUCGCCGCCCGUCGGGCCCCAAUAUUGCGUCUGCAAAGUCGAACUCUCCGUCUGCGGCCAAAACCUUCUCGAUCGCGAUGUGACCUCUAAAUCUGACCCUUUCUGCGUCUUAUUUCUGGAAGUCGAUGAAAAAUGGACGGAGAUCGACCGGACGGAAACGGCCGUGAACAACCUCAACCCGGCUUUCUCCAAGAAGUUCAUUGUCGAGUUCCGCUUCGAGGAGGUUCAGAAGCUGAAAUUUGCUCUGUUUGACCAGGACAAGUCCAGCACGCAGCUCUACGAACACGACUUCCUGGGGGAGUUUUCCUGCACUUUGGGCUCGAUUGUUUCAAGCAAGAGGAUCACCAGGACCCUCCUUUUGGGGAACGGGAAGCCCGCCGGAAAAGGGACGAUCACGGUCGCGGCCCAAGAGCUCUCCGACAACAGAGUCAUCACCCUCAGCAUGGCCGGCAGGAAGCUGGACAAAAAGGAUUUGUUUGGGAAAUCAGACCCAUUUCUAGAGUUUUAUAAACCCGGGGACGAUGGGAAAUGGAUGCUGGUGCACAGGACGGAGGUGAUUAAAUACACGCUGGACCCCGUCUGGAAGCCGUUCACUGUGCCUUUGGUCUCUCUGUGCGACGGAGACGUCGAAAAGCAGAUCAAGAUUAUCUGCUACGAUUACGAUAACGACGGCGGCCACGACUUCAUUGGGGAUUUCCAGACCUGCGUUGCCAAGAUGUGCGAAGCCCAAGAUGCCUUUGCAGUAGAAUUUGAAUGCAUUAACCCCAAAAAGCAGAAGAAGAAGCGGAGCUACAAGAACUCCGGCAUCAUCAUUGUCAAAUCCUGCAAGAUCGCUAGAAAUUACUCCUUCCUGGACUACAUCCUCGGGGGCUGCCAGUUAAUGUUUACGGUGGGGAUCGACUUCACGGCCUCCAACGGGAACCCCCGGGACCCCACCUCCCUGCACUACAUCAGCCCCAUGGGCACCAACGAGUACCUCUCGGCCAUCUGGGCCGUCGGGCAGAUCAUCCAAGACUACGACACAGACAAAAUGUUUCCUGCCUUGGGUUUUGGAGCCCAGUUGCCGCCCGACUGGAAGGUGUCUCAUGAGUUUGCCAUCAACUUCAACCCCACCAACCCUUUCUGCCUUGGUGUAGACGGCAUCGUCCAGGCCUACUCCACCUGCCUGCCACACAUUCGCUUCUAUGGGCCGACCAACUUUUCCCCCAUCAUCAACCACGUGGCCCGAUUCGCAGCCCAGGCCACGCAGCAGCCGGCGGCAACGCAAUACUUCAUCCUCCUGAUCAUCACGGACGGCGUCAUCAGCGACAUGGACGAGACCCGUCACGCCAUCGUCCAGGCCUCCAAGCUGCCCAUGUCCAUCAUCAUCGUCGGGGUCGGGAACGCGGACUUUGUGGCCAUGGAGUUCCUGGACGGAGACAGCCGCAUGCUCCGCUCUCACACCGGGGAGGAGGCCGUGCGCGACAUCGUCCAGUUUGUGCCCUUCCGCGAAUUUCGCAGCGCGCCCAAGGAGACCCUGGCCAAAGCGGUCCUGGCGGAGCUCCCGCAGCAGGUGGUCCAGUACUUCAAGCAGCAGAACCUGCCGCCCGUCAACUCAGAACCGGCCUAGGGAGGGAGGGGCCCCCGCUCUCCGCCUGCAUGUCCCCCAAAACGUGCCAGUCCCGGGCUGCAUGCCUCACGUGGUUUCAGAGCGUUUCGUAUUUUUUUAUUUAAAUGAGUUUAUUUUAAAUACAAACCAACCCAGAUCUCCCUUGAAAACGCAACACAAGCAGAGUCUGGAUCGCAGCUCACAAAGGAAUCCCGUUUCCAGUCCAGGAUGCCUCCUCUCCUCGCUAACUCCAAGAACCCGUUUUUAAGUAUCUGAAUGUACUUUGUAUGGUUUCCUUUUGUUGGAACAGGAAAACAUUUCUACAACCGGAACUCGGUUUUUCCCCGCAGGCUGUCAAAUUAUGAUUGAUGUCUCCGUGCCCAAAGAAACGUGGACAGUUUGUGGAUGUGUCGUACUUGUACUUCUCAUGCGCCAUCUGUCGUUUUUAUACCGUGUACAUGUUCCUCUUUGUAAUACUCAGGUUAAUAAACAGACUUGGACUCUUUGCAGCUUCA